GGGGGUACGGGGUAUGUACCAUGUUGCUCACAAUGGCUUGGUCAGUUAACAAUUUAUUUGUCAUAAUAGGAUUGGUUUCAUUAGGACAUGCUGCUUAUUCUGCAACACAGCAUAGAACAUAUUUAAGGUUAACAGAACAAGAAUUUACCUGGCUUCCUGCUGAUAUACUUGCCCAGUGUGUGCUAAGUCUAUUACUCACAUGUUAUGGAAUUGUCCAAGUCUCUGGAGAGUUUAAGGAUAUCAGAGCUGCAGGAGAACUAGAGAACAAAACAUGGGAGACACUCAGCAACAGACCAUCAUUUUACACGUUCAAUCAUAGAGGAAAAGCUCUGUAUGCAGAUAUGGAAGAUCACAUGCAGGAAGAUGUUUCUUGAUCCUGUGUUCAGGAGGCCUUUGAGCCACUGAGCAUUUUUUCUUAUAAAAUCCAAAAUUCUUUUUUACAACCCAAAAUCACAUAUUAACUAUAAAACUUAGCAGCAAAAUAUGCCUACAACCUAUUUAUGUUGGGGAUAACUUAUAUUUAUUGUUGGAAAAGAUGGCAGAAAAUGUCAGUAUGUCUGAAUGUCAAGGUGGUGGAAAUGCUUAAAGGAAUUCAUAUUGACUGUUUUGAUGGAAGAGUUACUUGUACCCAGAAAUGACAAUUCUGGUGAUUUGGAGAGGGUGGGGAAUGCCAUGAGUACUUUCAUCUUUUUAUAUUUAUAUAUAAAUCUUUAUUCACUGUACCAGCCUUUUCUUUCUGUCAGUUUCUUGGUAUUUUUUAAAAUCCAAAUGAUGUUUAUUUAUUUAUUUAUUUAUUUUAAUGCGGGUAUUUGUCCUUUUUCUAGUGUGGACUCUUUGAAAGUGAUCAGUGCAAUUAAACCAAUAAAAAUCACCUUUCUGUUUUGUAUGUAAUUAAAAAUGCAUGAAUAUGAUAAAUACAUAAUAUUACAGUUACAUGUAGUUUUGCAUUAUUGAAACAAUCUAAAUGUUACAUAUUAACGAGUAGUCCAGCAGUGAAAUACUUUUCUUAUACCUGCAGAUGGACAAUCCAGUAUUCUCUAUUUUUAUUUACUUAAUGUUCUAGGUCAUCCAGCAGUCCAUGUUCUCAGUGUAAAUGUUUUAAAUGACCCUUUACUCAAUGUAACUGAAUAUUAAAUAUUAAGGACAAUUUUGUGUUAAGUGCAGCCUUAUUUCAUUUGAAAGCUGGAGUAAAAGACAUUUUUGUUUUGAUGCUUGGA
Lingula anatina is the source of this 1217-nucleotide messenger RNA. Its product is annotated as ER membrane protein complex subunit 5. Lineage: Eukaryota; Metazoa; Brachiopoda; Lingulata; Lingulida; Lingulidae. The record is from RefSeq and is a predicted model, not a curated record. Gene Ontology annotation, cellular component: Golgi apparatus; early endosome; EMC complex.